This is a messenger RNA of Dentiscutata heterogama, 379 nucleotides long. The record is from the annotation of a GenBank genome assembly. NCBI's taxonomy places the organism in Eukaryota, Fungi, Glomeromycota, Glomeromycetes, Diversisporales, Gigasporaceae.
AUGCAGAACAUUCAAUCUUUCGAAAAUAUUUUGAAAAAGGUUAAAAACUACACUAAAUUCAUAUCAAAACUUAAAAGCUAUAAAAUAAAUCUUAGCACAACAGAAGUUAUAAAUCAAUAUACGCGACUAACAGAAGAAUUUGAUGCCUGUGUUGAUGAAUUGCAUUUUGUUAUCGACGUUACUGAUAGAAAUGAUAUAGAAGAUGCUAAAAUAAUCGAUAAAGCUCUAAUUGACGAACUUGACAAUAACCAACUUAAUGUGAUAAAUUUAGCUCAAAGAAUAAAUCUCAUACCCGAACAACCGAAUAGUUAUCGCAUGCAAAAUAUUCGUGAAAUUGAUUUAGAUAAUCCUCUCAUCAAAAUUAAUAGCGAUAUUCGUG